This is a messenger RNA of Kazachstania africana CBS 2517, 852 nucleotides long. RefSeq names its product Cip1p (gene CIP1). Lineage: Eukaryota; Fungi; Ascomycota; Saccharomycetes; Saccharomycetales; Saccharomycetaceae. The transcript has a single exon. Bases 1 to 852 code for a protein of 283 amino acids. The record is from RefSeq and is a predicted model, not a curated record.
AUGUUAUUAGAAAGAUUUCAAAGUAAAUUCCAUAGUUUAUCCAUUAGAAGUACGGAAGACCGUGACAAAGUAACCUCUUCCAUCGAAUAUCAUCAACCUGAAAGUGACAUCAGUGCGUUCGGAAAUGAUACGAUAAAAGAUCCAAGGUUUAUCACUCCUUCCGCAACACCAGUCAAUUAUUCAACGGUUCAAAUGCCCUAUCUUAAUAAGACUUUCCAAAACAGUUCUUCUUCCCUCGCAAGCUCCGUCUCUGACUUCAGCGUCGUGAGACAACAUCAGAGAACUAGUGUCUUUACUCCUCAGUUUGUCAAUUUAUUGAUGGAAAUAUAUGGUUUCAUAUGUUCGGAUCCAACAAUUACUCCCUUUGACAUUACCAAUCCUCCUUCUGGUAUAUUGAACAAGGUGUCCAAGAUUGCAAUAGAGGAGUCUGUUUCCAAUAAUAUUGAAAUUGGAGUGGACAGCACGAACCAUUUAUUGAGUCUUACGAGGAAUAGAUUGUUGCAAGAGAUUAAAAGAGACUGUUACAUCGCAAGAAAUAAUUCAUUCAGUUCUACGUCUAGUUUUAAUCCACUAGAUGCGGAUUGUUCAACAAAAAUCACAAUUCCACAAGAGAUUAUAAGUUUACAAAAAUUCGGUACAAGAAGGUCAAGAAGUAACACUGCUUCUUCAAUGGACUCGAAUUCGAAUUUCGGACCUGGCUUAUCCUAUAACUAUGCUCUUUUGAACCCAAAAAUCAGAUUGAGCAGAACUUCUUCACCUUUAUCCACUAGUGUAACCUCUUCGAAUAACAACCGCGACUUUAUGCAGGAAUCUGUAAGGAAAAACGUGGAUUUUGUAAAAUAUCCUAGAUAG